Messenger RNA from Sitodiplosis mosellana (orange wheat blossom midge), 1050 nucleotides. RefSeq lists its product as uncharacterized. Bases 154 to 957 code for a protein of 267 amino acids. The transcript has 2 exons. The record is from RefSeq and is a predicted model, not a curated record. NCBI's taxonomy places the organism in Eukaryota, Metazoa, Arthropoda, Insecta, Diptera, Cecidomyiidae.
ACGGUUUGCAAUUCAAGCAGUCAAAGAAGAGAAAAACGUCGUUCAUUAUACAUCGUAACGUGAACUACUGAAGUGCUAACAUAGAAAAGUUAUAAACUCAGUUGUGAAGAUAAAAAAUAAAAUAAAAUAAAACUUGGGUGGAAAGCUUGUAAAAUGAGGUGCUUCAAAAUCAUUGCGAUAAUUUCUGUGAUACAAAUCAAGAUUGGCAUGAAUAUACUUUUCAUCUAUUUAUACAUUCAGCCGCUCAUUAUGGAGAGCGGCGCAACGAUGCCGGCCAACUCAUUCAUUGACGCACUCAUAAAUCCAUUCGUUAAUUUAUUCGCUUAUGUUGGGCUUCCGGUACAAAAACGCGAGUUAUAUCCAUUUAGCGAUCAAGAAAUUCCGGCGAAUGUUCAAGAAGUAAGCAAUUUUGAGCCCGAAACUCCGGCUAAAGUUGUGGAAAUUGUUGAUCCAAACGCUAAUUUGAAUUAUAAACCAUGGUUUAAUCCAAUCGAACAUAUUGAGUGUGGACCAGAAAUUCCAAUUGUAUUAGUUGAUAAAGGCAAACAAAUCGUUAUAAUGAGAUCGUUCCGAAUGACUUCCCUGAAUGACUUUCAAUGGGAACGGUAUAAGAAAGUUUCGGAAAUGAGAAUUCCAUCCGAUUAUGGAUAUGACAGAACACUAGAACAGCUGCUGGUGGAAGUGUCUCAAAGAAAGGAACCCAAUGCACCGCUACGCUUUCGACCAGUACCAAUUAUAGUUCAAGGUGGACAUGAUGCGACGAACGCAAAACCAGUCACAAAUCAGCAAAUCAAUAAUGUAACUCAGUCUCAAGUCAAUCCAAACACAUGCAAUCCAUGCGAAGGCGAGAGUAUUAAAACAAGGCCGAACUUCCCAGUUUAUGCAUCCAAGCUCUAUGAUUUGAGGCGUUUGUCAACGAUAGGCCUACUAAAUGCUUCUUCAUUCAAAAUAAACUAAGAAAUUUGAAUAAAGAGUUGCAUCAUACUUUUGAAUGUUCCAUUUAUUUUCGUCAACAAUAAAAUAUAUGUGCAUAGCAAUAGCUUUGAUAUG